AUGAGCCCUCGCACGACGAUGGUAGGACCUCCUGGAGCUCCCUGUGAGUUGCCACCGGAAGUGCAGGAGUGCUGCAGCCGCUUUGAAACUUUUUACCUGGCAAAGCACACAGGUCGAAAGCUCUUUUGGCAGCCACAGAACGGUUUCGCCGACAUCAAGGCUCAGAUGCCAAAGACCAAGCAUGAAUUGAACGUCACAACUUAUCAGAUGUGCAUCUUGAUGCUCUUCAACCAGCAGACCACCUGGACCUAUCAGGACCUGGCGGUGCGCACCAACAUUCCCUUGGAGGAGUUGAAACGCCAUUUGAUGAGCCUCUACGUCAACCCCAAGGCCAAAAUCCUGGUGAAGCUGGGGGACUCCGAGAAGAAGGAGCCGGAGGAGAGCGACCAGUUUACAGUGAAUCCUCAGUUCGAGAGCAAGCUGGUGCGAAUCAAGGUUCCCCUCGUGCAGCUGAAGAGCUCGGAGACGCCGGCGGCUGGUCGGGAGGGCGAAAGUGGUGCGGUCGGAAGCAGUGAUGUUCCCGCAACUGUUGAAGAGGAUCGGAAACAUUUGGUGGAGGCGGUGGUGGUUCGCGUCAUGAAGAGUCGCAAAACACUGGAGCAUAAUCAGCUGGUUAUGGAGGUGACGCGUCAUUUGACAUCCCGGUUCCAGCCCUCGCCGACCCUCAUCAAGCAGCGGAUUGAGAAGCUCAUUGAGAGGGAGUACUUGGAAAGAUCGCAAGGAGACAGGAGAGUCUACAAUUACUUGGCCUAGCUACCUGAGGCUCUUGAAGAAAAGUGGCGCAGUUCUGAUGGCUAAGCACUACUUGGAAC
This is a messenger RNA of Cladocopium goreaui, 812 nucleotides long. The record is from the annotation of a GenBank genome assembly. NCBI's taxonomy places the organism in Eukaryota, Dinophyceae, Suessiales, Symbiodiniaceae.